AGAAAGGGGUGGGGGUGGGGUGGGGGUUCGGGGGGGCUCCGGCUGUGGUUUUGCCAUUAGCACGGCUUCUCUCUUGGAUGUACGUCGGCGCCGGAAGACGUCGGCCGUCGUUUGGUCGGAAAGCGGCUGCACCUAGCUGCCGCCGGUUUGUUUCUAACAUCACCUGUUGUGCUCAAAUUUUUCCCGAUUGUGCCAUCAUUUGCCAAAUUCUAGGGUUUACUUAAAAUAUUCAAGUGCAAGUGUUUUCGAGCGUUUAAUUUGAGCUUUUACUUCUGAUUACGGCAAAUGAGGUUGGAUUGGGGUUGUCGAGCUUUGCGUGCUGUUUAGGCUGUUGUGAACUGGUUAAUUGUUUAGGGUUCUUGCAAGGAUAUAAGGUAAAUCAUAUAAGUUAUCCGAUAUUGAUUGGUUUGAAACGAAAUGGGCGACACUGAGAAGGCUAGUAAUGCCGACAUGACUCGAAGGCUACAAUCUUGUUUUGGAACUUGUUCCUCUGUAGUCCCAUUACAGCGAGAAUCUAUUUCCGUAAAUCAACUCAAUAUGCCUCAGUUCAAUUCUUCACAAAUUAGUACUCCAAUGAGACAGUUUUCCCCGAAUAGUUUCACUGUCGAUCAUGGCAAUAAAAGAAUUGUUGGCAUUCCACCGUCCCACCCGCAAAUCCCUCCCAUUUCACCUUAUAGCCAAAUCCCAGUAACUCAGCAAGUUGCAAACCAACACCUGGCUUCGCAUAAUUUGAGCUCUGGACCAACUCAUUUGCAAUCUUUAUCGCAGCCCUCAGUUUUCUUGCUUGAUUGCUUACCUCCUCCACUAAGCCCAUCUCCUUCAAAUUCUGGACCAGUAGCAUCAACUGAUGUGUUGAUGGAGUAUAGAGAUGCCAAUUCACAUGGUUCUCUAUUGUCACCCUCACCUCUUGGAAAGAGUUCUAACUCUUCAAGAACAAGGGCCAGUCGUCCUCCUCGUAAAGCUCACAGGCGCUCCAUGAGUGAUAUUCCAUUUGGAUUUUCCUGUAUAAUUAUGCCGUCUUCACCUCCCCUCACCAUAAGUGGUGAUGAUGGUGCUUUAGAGCAGCUUGUGUCUGGUAGAGACAAUGUGGGUGGGAAGCCAAUCCAGUCAGUUAAACGGGAGAUGAGCCAGGAGAAGGGUGGUUGGACUAAUGUUGAAGAGAUAGGUGAGAGAAAAACGGAAGGAGAAUUCAUGGAUGACUUAUUUUGUACUUAUAUGAAUCUGGACAAGUUUGAUACAUGGAACUCUCGUGGUAUAGAUGACAAGCAGUCUAAUGAGAAUCAUCAGGAUUUGGAUAGCAGAGCCAGUGGAACAAAGAUGAAUGGAGAUGAAAACAGUGAUAAUGAAGCAACAAGCAGUGUAAAUGAAAGUGGCAAUGGCUUGCAGAAGCCUGGUGUCAGCCCUUCGCCUGAUAAGAGAGAAGGGAUCAAAAGGAAUGCACGGGGAGAUAUUGCUCCAACCACCCAACACUAUAGAAGUGUUUCUAUGGAUAGUUUUAUGGGGAAGAUAAACUUAGGUGAUGAAUCCCCAAAACUGCCACCUUCAGCUGGACCCCGCCCUCAACAAUUAUCUGUGAUUAAUUCAGUGAAUGAGAAUUCUAAUUCCUUUAGCUUGGAAUUUAGGAAUCGUGAGUUUAAUGGGGCAGAACUCGAGAAAAUUAUGGCAAAUGACAAACUUGCUGGGGUUGCAUCAACAGACCCUAAGCGAGCCAAAAGGAUCCUAGCAAAUCGUCAAUCUGCUGCUCGCUCCAAAGAACGGAAGAUGCUCUAUAUGUCAGAAUUGGAGCACAAGGUUCAAACAUUACAGACAGAAGCGACCACAUUGUCUGCCGAGCUUACACAUUUACAGAGAGAUUAUGCUGAAUUUAAAAGCCAGAACAAUGAGUUGAAGUUUCGUUUACAAGCCAUGGAACAACAGGCACAACUCCGAGAUGCUCUUAACAAUGCUUUAACUGCGGAGGUUCAAAGGUUGAGGCUUGCUGUUGGAGAGGUCUGCAAGGAUGCCGCCAAAUGUCAGCAGCUUCCGAUUAAAAUGCAGAUGCUUCACCUACACCAGCAACAGAAUGGGAGCAAAAACACAGAAGAGCACUCAAGCCAGCAGGCUGCAGUGACGAGGGUUUGAAAGACAUAAAUGCCUCUGUAGUCUAUUUUGUUGCCCCAUGUUCUUUUUAGUCGCAACAAACUACAGCCAGUCCCUUGGUUUAUUACUUUUGCAUCACCAAGGAAACACAGUAAGUUGUAGCAAUACAGAUCCCAACUGUUUAGGGGGUGGUUAUAGACCAGGUUUGAUGUUUAAAGCCUUUUAAUGUUGGAUUGAAGUUCAUGUUUUGGCACAUAUAUUUUCUUGCUUCUGUGGGAGAGUUGAACAAACUUGUCAAGAGAAGGAAACAGUUGGAUAUAUAUUUUCCAGCUUCACUUUGUUUCUGUGGAAGUGUUGAUUAUUGCAGUAGCAGGAGAUUGGAUUGGGGAGCUAAGAUUUAUAUACGAUCGGUUGAUGUUCCAAAGCAACAAUUUUCAGGAUUC
Diospyros lotus (date-plum) is the source of this 2522-nucleotide messenger RNA. Its product is annotated as bZIP transcription factor 29. The transcript has 4 exons. Gene Ontology annotation, biological process: regulation of DNA-templated transcription. The record is from RefSeq and is a predicted model, not a curated record. Gene Ontology annotation, cellular component: nucleus. Lineage: Eukaryota; Viridiplantae; Streptophyta; Magnoliopsida; Ericales; Ebenaceae. Gene Ontology annotation, molecular function: DNA-binding transcription factor activity. The coding region runs from base 418 to 2121 and encodes 567 amino acids.